Aphidius gifuensis is the source of this 3774-nucleotide messenger RNA. RefSeq names its product HMG box transcription factor BBX (gene bbx). The coding region runs from base 812 to 2344 and encodes 510 amino acids. The record is from RefSeq and is a predicted model, not a curated record. Gene Ontology annotation, biological process: regulation of transcription by RNA polymerase II. Gene Ontology annotation, molecular function: DNA-binding transcription factor activity, RNA polymerase II-specific; RNA polymerase II transcription regulatory region sequence-specific DNA binding. The transcript has 7 exons. NCBI's taxonomy places the organism in Eukaryota, Metazoa, Arthropoda, Insecta, Hymenoptera, Braconidae. Gene Ontology annotation, cellular component: nucleus.
AAACCACGCGAAUAAAAAAUCCUCAGACAUAAAUUAUAUCUGUACAUGUCUAUAAUUAAAAGUGAACAAAUCGAUCAAUAAAAUAAUCAAGUAUUCAUUAAGCAAAGUGCGAUUAAUAAAUAUUAUCAAUUUUCAAUAAACAAUUAUUCUUAAAACUUAAAUAAUUACCAAUAAUACAAAUUCUAACCUCAAAAACAUAAAAACCAAGUGUUGCUUCUUCAACCCCUUCAAUCAUCAAAACACAUUUAAAAUUUUUCAACAAUCAUCAUAAUAAACUACAUAAAACUUCAAUUAAAAAACAUCAAUUAAACAAUACAAUUAUCAUUACAACAAUUAUUAACUUGUAAAUAAUAAUAAUAACACCUAAAAAAAUAAAACACAGACAAUGUCAUGAUAGCAAGUGAGAAACAAGAUAAUAAAGAUAAUUAUUUUCAUUAGCAAAUAAUACAAUAUAGUAAAAUAAAAAAGAUCAUAGUAUAAUGAUAAAUCAUGUGUCAAAAUACAAAUGACGUGAAAUACACAAAACAAGAGGGGAUGAAGCAAUAAAAAAAGCAAAAAAAAAAAUAAAUAAAUUACACACAGUAAAGCAUUAAAGUCCAGGACAUGUUUGUGUAAUUGUGUGUGAAAGAGUAAAAAAAAUAAAAAAAAAAAAUAAAAAAGUGACAGAAAAAUAAAAAAUAAAAAUUAACUACUAUUUCGUUGAGUUAACGUCGAAUCGAAGUUGAGCUUUAUCAUUUAAUAUUAUGCGCCAUUGAGAAGUGUAGACUGAGUGAAAAUAAAUUUUUUUAAUUAUCGAAAUAUUGAGCAUAAAAUGGCAACCAAUAAUCAAGAAAAAAAGGAACAAAAAGAAUCACAAGAACCUGCUCAUCAUGCAAGGCGACCAAUGAAUGCUUUUUUAAUUUUUUGUAAACGACAUCGUGCAUCUGUAAGAUUACAUUUUCCACAUCUUGAAAAUAGAGCUGUUACUAGAGUUCUUGGUGAAUGGUGGGCUACAUUAUAUCAAGAUCAAAAACAAUCUUAUAUUGAUUUAGCACAAGAAUAUAAAGAUGCAUUUUUAAAUGCAAAUCCAGAUUUUAAAUGGUAUAAAUUACCAGCACCACCAUUACGUACAUUAACAACAAGACCAACAAAUAAAAAACAAGAUACAUCAUCAAAUUAUGAUGAUUCAGAAUUAUCAAAUGCCAAUUAUGAGUCUUCCGAUUGUCAUCAUCAAGAUAAUACAACAAAUAAAAAUGAAGAAGCUAUACAACCAGGUAAAUUAGCUGAUGAAACACAAAUUGGUGGUUUAAGUUCAUUAUUUACACCUUCUAAAAAUGAUGAACAAGAUAUUAUACCAGUUAAUAUAACAACAGCUCCUUCAAGUGAACAAAAAUUUCCAAAACCACCAAAAAAACGUUACACUGAAUUGUCCAUUGAUUUUGAACAAAAACGUGAUUGUAAAGUUGAUUUAUUUGGUGAAGAUAAUAAUGCUGAAUCAAACAACAAUUUGAAUGAGGAGGAAGAUAAACAUGAUACAAACUACUCGGAUCACAAUGCAUCAUUAGACGAUAGUCAUUAUUUAGGUGAAAGGAGUUGUAAAGGAGUUCGUUAUCAAAAAUUUCUUGCUGAACAAUUGAAAACUAGUAGUGGUGGUGGUGGUGGUCCAGGUGGACAGCAAACAAAAAGAAAAAAACCUACUACUGCACCUUCAUCAAUAAAUGAUAAUAAAUGUUCAAAAGAAAGAAGAAAUUCAAUAUCGUCAAAUGUUAGUGAAAAGACUGAUUCAUUGAGUAGUGAAGGUGGCAAUAGUAAUCGUAGUGAUUUAGAGCAUCUUGUUGACAGUGCUGAGGGUAGAGUUGAAGCAUCAAAACCAGAAAAUACUGAAACUGAAGAAGCUGAAUCACAACAAAAUUAUGAAUGGACAACACGUAAACGUUUUAAAGCUGAAGAUUUUAAUCUUGAAAAAAAAAUUGAAGCAUUACCAUCAUUGAGUCUUGAAGAAUUUCAAGAAAAAAAGAAACAACAAAGAACUAAAAAGAAAAAAAUACCACAAAAAAUGACAAUAAAUACAUCAAUAAAACGUGUUAAUCAAAAUAAUGGUAUACAAUCAACAAGUGAAAAUAAAGCUAAAUUAAUAAAUACAACUGUUGAUAAUAUUAUUGAUGAAACAGAAAAGAUAAUUCCAGUUGGUAGCCAAAAACGAAAAGCAAGAAAACAAAGUAUCACACGUAAUACAAAUGCAGAAGCAACAUCAUCUAAACAAAGCCAAGAUAAAAUUAAUCAACCUUGGUGUGCAUCACCUGACCUCGAAGCUCUUGCCUGUCUUGCUGAAAUUGCUGCUAAUCGAACGAAACUUACCAAGUGAAAUAAUUUAUGAAAAAAAAACAAUUGAACAUAAUAAUUAAUAAUUUUAAAAGAAGAAGAAAGCAACGAUUUUUAUGAAGAAAAUAUAUAUAUUUUUUUUAACUUUAUCGUUAAUUCAACUUUAAUGAUGAUGAUGAUGAUGACAACUGCAGUCAUCAAUUUAAUGCCUUACUCAACAAAAUAUGCAAAUUAACUUGCAAUUUUUCCUAUUUUUUAUUACAUUUAUUAUCAAAAUUUAUUGUUCUUUAUUUUUUCUUUUUUUUAUUAACAUUAUUAUUAAUAUUAUUAGCAAUGUUGUGUUUGUGAAUUGAAUGAAGAAAAAGAAGAAGAAAAAAAAAAAGCAUAUCGAAUUGAGAUUGAAUGAUGGGAAAUUUUUUUUUAAUUGUUGAAACUUUUAAGUUUUUUUUUUUUUUUAAUAGAAUAUACUUGUAACAAUGUUUUCCAAUAUUCAAUAUUUUUUUUGUUCUUGAUUAUUCUUCCAUGGGACUGAUUAAUACACAGUGUGAUUAUUAAAAAUUGCGAUAAAAAAUAUUUUUAUUCAUACAAAGAAAAAGUAAAGAAAAAAUAAAUAAUAGUUUAUUGCUUUGAACGAUAAAAUUUAUCAAACAUUUUAUAAUCGUAGUUUAAAAAGAAAAAAAAAAAAAAAAAUGUAUUUCACAUAUAAACUCGUUGUUUAUUAUAAUUAAUUUCGACUACAUAUUUUUGUAGUUUUUAAUUUUUUUUUUAAUUAAAAAAAAUAUAUAUCUAAAUAGUAAUAAUUUUAAUUAAAAGAUCGGUAAAUAUUUUAUGGUGUAUGUAAAUAGUAAUCGCAGUAUUAAAAAAAAUAUAGAAUAUAUUUUAAAAAACACAAUUUCAAUCCGCCACUCAAAAAUAAACGAAAUAGAUAUAAAAUUUUUCAAAAAAAAAAAUGUGGAGUAAAUUUUUAUGUAAUAAUUUUGAAGAUAAUAUGUUAAAAGAGUAGUUUUGUGUAUGAAAAUUUAUAUGGUAACAAUUCAACUUUAUACCUGAUGCUUGUGACUUGAAAAAAUUUAUCAAAUAUAUGUUUGAUAUAUUUCACAUGGCUCUUUAAAUACCCUUCAAAGUGUCGAGUUAUUACUAAGAUAUAUAUAAUCAAAAUGUAUAUUUAUAUUAUUUAUAUUUUCAAUGAAGAUAUUAACAUAUUCUUUAACAUUUAAAACUACGUAUAUAUAUAACAGAUUUUACAAUAUAAAAAUGAGAAAAAAUUUUUAAACAAUACCUUUUGGAAUGGAGUUGAAAAAAAGAGUAAUUGAACGAAAAAAAAAAAGAAUAUUAUUCAUUUUUUUAUUCAGAGGAAAGUUGAUUAACCCAUCUGUGAUUUUGGCUAAAGGAAUUUGUAUUUUUUAUAUUUUUCUAUAUCAAUUAUAACAAACAGUUUAAAAUCGUAAUAUUAUUUUUCACUUUGCCUGGAAA